AUGCAACAACAUCAUGAUCAUCAAUCAGCUUGGCUCCUCACUGGUCUCGCCGUACGAAGCGGCCAACGCAUGGGACUCCACAAAAGUACUAUCACACGAAACAUACCACCCUUCGAAUCUGAAUUGCGGCUCAGACUUUGGUGGCAGAUCAUACUUUUGGACUGCAAAGCUGCAAAGCUAUCCGGGUUUGCGAUGGAUAUCAAAGCCGACAGUUAUUUUAGUGGCCAGCUACCGCUGAAUAUCAACGAUGCAAAUCUAUACCCUGAAAUGACUGGGCUGCCUGCCGAAAUUACAUCGCAUUCAACCGAGAUGGUACUUUGUCUCGUCAUCUACGAAUGCACGAGUUUCAUCACAAAGUUCCCAAGUCUGGUAGAUAUGGGGAGCUGUGAAGAGGACGAAUUACAAAAGACAAGCAAUUACAUUAUUGAUGAGUUUGUCGAGCGGCUGCAGAAUAGAUUUCUGUGUUUCUGCGAUGAGGCCAACUCAUUCCAACUUUUGACGACGUUACUUGCCAAAAUAUUCUUGUCCCAGAUACGUAUCAGAGCGCUACAGGCUUUACAAAGACAUCAGAAAAACUCCACAAGCUCUACUGGAAUCUCCCAUCAAAUGUCCGCACAACAUGGGGAAAUGCUACUAAUCUGGCAUACCGAUGUGGUUGAAACUACAAACAAAAUUUACGACACUUCGGCUUUACAACAGUACAUAUGGUUCGUCCACAAUCUCUUUCCAUACGAAUCCCUCGUAUACAUUCUGAAGGUCCUACAAAGUAGAAUAAAGGGUAGCGAAGUUGAGCGUGCAUGGUAUGCCGUUGAUGUAAUACUGAAUAUUUUCGCAGGCACUGACUGGCUACCAUGUGGGAAUCCGAACGAUGGCAUGUAUGCAGCCAUGGGAGCAUUGGCAAUCAAGGCAUGGCGUGCUCGUACGUCUGCAUGUUUGCCCGAUGGGUUGCUUAGUUUUCGUUGGGUAGAUAUCCUAUCUCUGAAGCUUGGUAUGAACCAGCAGAGGGAUGAUAUGGCUCAAGCAGAAGAUGUUGCAGGUGUGGAAAUUCCCGGUGAUACAAAUCCGCUUAAUCACUUCUUUCCGACUGGUGAAGCGGCAGGUGGGCAAAGUAUGGAGAUUGGGUGGGAUUAUUGGACGGAGUUCAUAGAGCCUCUAUAG
Messenger RNA from Talaromyces amestolkiae, 1158 nucleotides. RefSeq lists its product as uncharacterized. The transcript has a single exon. The record is from RefSeq and is a predicted model, not a curated record. NCBI's taxonomy places the organism in Eukaryota, Fungi, Ascomycota, Eurotiomycetes, Eurotiales, Trichocomaceae. Gene Ontology annotation, molecular function: DNA binding; zinc ion binding. Gene Ontology annotation, biological process: DNA-templated transcription. Bases 1 to 1158 code for a protein of 385 amino acids.